Amborella trichopoda is the source of this 1833-nucleotide messenger RNA. Its product is annotated as 26S proteasome non-ATPase regulatory subunit 6. The record is from RefSeq and is a predicted model, not a curated record. Gene Ontology annotation, biological process: proteasome-mediated ubiquitin-dependent protein catabolic process. NCBI's taxonomy places the organism in Eukaryota, Viridiplantae, Streptophyta, Magnoliopsida, Amborellales, Amborellaceae.
GGAAAGCUUGCCCUUCUCAAACAGGUGAAAUUACCCUACCAGUUUUCAACUGCAUUCCACAAUACAGAAAGUUAGCAGCAGGGGUGAUUCCCAGGACGGACACUGCAGUGAAAGUUCAUGAAACGCCUGAGAGAGAGAGUUUUCUCGUCUCUUUUAGAGAGAGCCUAUUAGGCUUGUUCGUGUUGCCUAGACAGAGAAUAUUUGUGAGGCUUAUUCGUGUUACUUAGAGGGAGAGAGAAACUAUGGAGGGAGAAGAAGGGAAGCAGCAGCCUCACCUUGUCCUAGCGCACAAGCUAUUUCUCUUGCGCCGUCAAGAUGUGCCCGAUAUCGAGAAAGUUAGUCUCAAAGAAGAGGUCCUUGCUUCUCUUGUAGCAGAUGAUAUGGCGCUGCUCUAUGAGUCCGUCUCUGUUGAAUUGGGUUGGGAGAUUGAUCAUGGGAUAUUGGCCACCAUGAGAUCUAAGAUUGAUGAUGAACUCAAGAAACUUGAUGAAAGAAUUGCUGAUGCCGAAGAGAAUCUGGGUGAAAGUGAAGUGCGAGAAGCUCAUCUAGCUAAGUCCCUCUGUUACAUUCGCAUCAGUGACAAAGAGAGGGCACUUGAGCAACUCAAAGUGACAGAAGGGAAAACAGUUGCUGUUGGUCAAAAGAUGGAUCUAGUCUUCUACACUUUACAGCUGGGAUUCUUUUAUAUGGAUUUUGACCUUAUUUCCAAAAGCAUUGAUAAGGCAAAGAACCUAUUUGAGGAGGGAGGUGACUGGGAGAGGAAAAAUCGGUUGAAGGUGUAUGAAGGUCUGUACUGCAUGUCUACGAGGAAUUUCAAGAAAGCAGCAAGCCUUUUCUUGGAUUCAAUCUCAACCUUCACAACAUAUGAACUUUUCCCUUAUGAUACUUUCAUUUUUUACACUGUCCUCACCAGCAUCAUAUCAUUGGAUAGAGUUUCUCUGAAGCAAAAGGUAGUGGAUGCACCAGAAAUCUUGGCAGUGAUUGGAAAAAUUCCUUACCUUUCUGAGUUUCUCAAUUCGCUUUACGGAUGCCAGUACAAAUCAUUCUUUUCUGCAUUUGCUGGUUUGACAGAGCGAAUAAAACUGGACCGAUAUCUGCAGCCACACUUCCGGUAUUACAUGAGGGAGGUGCGCACUGUGGUUUAUUCCCAAUUCUUGGAAUCAUACAAGAGUGUAACAAUGGAAGCUAUGGCCAAGGAAUUCGGAGUAACCGUGGACUUCAUUGAUGUGGAACUUUCACGGUUCAUAGCUGCUGGAAAACUCCACUGCAAGAUUGACAAAGUGGCCGGAGUUUUGGAAACAAAUAGGCCAGACGCAAAGAAUGCCCUUUAUCAGGCAACCAUCAAGCAAGGGGACUUCCUGCUCAACAGGAUUCAAAAGCUCUCUCGAGUGAUUGACCUUUAGGUUUCUAUGCUGUUUUGUUUCUUCUACUUGUUUAGAUGCUGGUUUUUGUUUUAUUUAUCAUGUGAUGGACGUGAGGGAAAAGUGUAAGGCUGAGGAGGCUGAGGAGCUUCUCGGGUUUUGAAAUCGUACUCGUAUUAUUGCUCAAGUUUGUAACUUAUGGGGUCAAUGACCGGUCAGAAGCCUCUAGUCUAUUUUCAAUCCUCUAAAGCAAGAAAGAAUCAAUGCAAAGGAAAGAAUAGGUUAUUGUUUAAGGUUAACUUUCUCAAAAAGAAAGAAUAGGUUAUUGUUGUUCUUUCAACCCAUGCAUUAGUGUAGGUUUUGGAUUUUUAUCUCUACUGGAAUUUGAUUGGAAUGUAUUCUAGAGGAUAUUGUUAUUUGGGCAAAGAUUGAACCGUUGUUUACAGGAAUCUUUUUUAUUUUUUGUUUUUUA